Cicer arietinum (chickpea) is the source of this 793-nucleotide messenger RNA. Its product is annotated as peptide methionine sulfoxide reductase B5-like. Gene Ontology annotation, molecular function: peptide-methionine (R)-S-oxide reductase activity. The record is from RefSeq and is a predicted model, not a curated record. Lineage: Eukaryota; Viridiplantae; Streptophyta; Magnoliopsida; Fabales; Fabaceae. Gene Ontology annotation, biological process: protein repair; response to oxidative stress.
UUUUUCUUUAAUUAACUUAUUGCAAUCUUUUUUUUUUUAAGUUCCAAUUACGAUUUAUCCUCGUAAAGGCAAUAAUUGCAUUCCACGUUGCCCUAGUUCAAUAAUUGCAUUCCCCUCCCUCGCUCUGCACUCCAAUUUUCCGUCCAAGUUCAUUUUCUCACGAGAAUCGUCCGAGUGAAACAAGACAAAUCUACGUUAUAAUGUUUGGAUUUGAUUACACUAUAAAAUACAAUUGCACUCAUUCUUCUUCGAUGUGUAUCGAAAUUGAAUUCAAUGGCAUCAGCAUCACCUUCACCAAUUCAGAAAACAGAGGAAGAAUGGAGUGCCAUUCUUUCUCCCGAGCAGUUUCGCAUCCUCCGUCAGAAAGGAACUGAAUUGAAGGGUACUGGAGAAUACAACAAGUUAUUUGAAGAAGGGAUUUACAAUUGUGCUGGUUGUGAAACUCCACUUUACAAGUCUUCAACCAAAUUUGAUUCUGGUUGUGGUUGGCCUGCUUUCUUCGAGGGUUUUCCUGGAGCUAUCAAUCGCUCACCUGACCCAGAUGGUAGGAGGACUGAGAUAACAUGUGCAGCAUGUGGUGGACACUUGGGUCAUGUAUUCAAAGGAGAGGGUUUUAAGGUUCCAACUGAUGAACGUCAUUGUGUCAAUAGUGUUUCUGUUAAAUUCAUUCCUGGAAAUGUUAAUUCUUCAAUAUAAAACUUUACUUUAUAAAUCACAAGUGUUAGGUGAAAUAAAUUGAUUUUUGUAGCCAUGUGUGGAAUUAAUAAAAUUAUUUUCGUUUUUGUUCACUCUU